Messenger RNA from Entamoeba invadens IP1, 384 nucleotides. RefSeq lists its product as hypothetical. The transcript is spliced from 3 exons. The coding region runs from base 1 to 384 and encodes 127 amino acids. The record is from RefSeq and is a predicted model, not a curated record. NCBI's taxonomy places the organism in Eukaryota, Evosea, Mastigamoebida, Endamoebidae.
AUGCCAGUAGUCAAGGAUCUCAUGAAACUAUUUUGUGAGAAGUACAAGAAACAAGCCAAGAGUGAACACUGGCAAAUUCAAAACAGAGUCAAUGAAAUUGUUGGUGGUCUUCAUAUGUGCGCAAAAGCAAUUGCUCACAAAGAAAACUUAUUGAAUGGAAACUCGAUGAACAGAUUGCUAUCAUUGUCAUUUAAGACACCAUUCACAUUUGGUACCAAUUCAGAAACCGGGUCUGGUUCAGAUUGUUCCAAAAGGUCCUACCAACACUUAAGAGAAGAAGAGUCGAUGAGUAAGCUUGCUGAAGAAAUUGCAAAAAGAGAAGCCGCUGAGAAGGCACUUUCUGAAAUUAUAAUCAAGAACGUCGACUUGGAAGCUUUAGUUUAA